UUCCCGUUGUCAUGGCAACGUCCGCCUGCUCUGAGGCCCGCCUCCAGGGUGGUGGCUGUAUUGGGUCCCGCCCCUCGUGUUCAACUUCCGCCCGGGGAAAGGCUGCUUCCUGUUCCUCUGGUGCGCACGCGCCAUGCAUGAUGGCUGGGCAGCCGCUUCUGCGGAUUUUGUGUCUGGCGGGUUUUCGGCAGAGCGAGCGGGGCUUCCGUGAGAAGACCGGGGCGCUGCGGAAGGCGCUGCGGGGCCGCGCAGAGCUCGUGUGCCUCAGCGGCCCGCACCCGGUCAUGGACGCAGCUGGGUCGGAGGGCGCCAAGCCAGACUCCGGACCCUGCCCUCCGGAGGAGCAGCCUCGAGGCUGGUGGUUUUCCGAACAGGAGGCAGACGUUUUCUUGGCCCUGGAAGACCCCACGGCGUGCAGAGGUCUGGAGGAAGCCCUGGGAACGGUGGCACAGGCACUGAACAAGCUGGGGCCUUUCGAUGGGAUCCUUGGUUUCAGCCAGGGGGCCGCACUAGCAGCUCUUGUGUGUGCCCUUGGCCAAGCCGGCGAUCCCCGCUUCCCUUUGCCCCGGUUUGUCAUCCUCGUAUCUGGUUUCUGCCCGCGGGGCCUUGGCCUCAUGGAACCCAUCAUGAAGGGCCCCUUGUCACUGCCUUCCCUCCAUGUUUUUGGGGACACUGACGGCGUCAUCCCCUCUCAGGAGAGUGUGCAGCUGUGUAGCCGAUUCAAUGGAGCCAUCACCCUUACCCACUCUGGUGGCCACUUCAUUCCAGCAGCAGCACCCCAGCGUCAGGGCUACCUCAAGUUCUUGGACCAGUUUGCAAACUGAAAGCUCUACAAAGGCCUUUGCCUCAGCAUCCCCUUUCUGUUCCACCCCCCAUGACCUUGAUGCAGCCUCUGUAAUCCCUGCCUUUUUUCUACGUAAAAAUCUCCCCUGCUAUUAGGGCACCUCACCAUCUUCAAUUAAGAGACAAA
Messenger RNA from Odocoileus virginianus texanus, 970 nucleotides. RefSeq names its product OVCA2 serine hydrolase domain containing (gene OVCA2). Gene Ontology annotation, molecular function: hydrolase activity. The record is from RefSeq and is a predicted model, not a curated record. NCBI's taxonomy places the organism in Eukaryota, Metazoa, Chordata, Mammalia, Artiodactyla, Cervidae. Gene Ontology annotation, cellular component: nucleus; cytoplasm. Gene Ontology annotation, biological process: response to retinoic acid.